AUGUCUUCUCUAGACGUAUCUGAAAAACCUGCGGGUCUCGCUGAAGAAUCUAAAAUUGAAAACGGCGAGCAAGUGGUCACCGUUUUCGAUUUAGCAACUGAAAUCGAACAAUCGCUGCAGAAAGUGAUGGAAGAUGUGCGAAAAAACGAUCUUGAAUUUCAAGAACAAUUUGAAGCCAUUCAGAAGCGUUUGAGGAGUCUCGAGAAAUAA
Molecule: messenger RNA, 210 nt
Organism: Lachancea meyersii CBS 8951
Lineage: Eukaryota; Fungi; Ascomycota; Saccharomycetes; Saccharomycetales; Saccharomycetaceae
Source: the annotation of a GenBank genome assembly